Molecule: messenger RNA, 1161 nt
Organism: Clarias gariepinus (North African catfish)
Lineage: Eukaryota; Metazoa; Chordata; Actinopteri; Siluriformes; Clariidae
Product: rho GTPase-activating protein gacK-like
Exons: 4
Coding region: 1-1161 (386 amino acids)
Source: RefSeq, a predicted model, not a curated record
AUGAAGGGCCCGGGAUGCACAACACCCAAAACACACACCACAACAACCAGCACACCGACACCUACACCAACAAGCACAACAACAACCAGCAAACCAACAACCAGCACACCAACACCUACACCAACAACAACUACUACGACUACUCCAACAACACCUACUCCUUCCUCGACACCUUCGUGCACACUUGAAUGCUCUUGGUCUGACUGGAUGGACUUUGGGCCUCCUACAACUGGUCCUAAUGGUGGUGAAGUUGUCCCAAUUGGAAAAAUAAGGCAGACUUAUCCAAAGAUCUGUUCCACUCCACGAAAUGUUGAGUGUAGAGCAAAACUCUACCCUUCUUUGCCGCUUUCACAGUUGGGUCAGACAGUGACUUGUAAUGCACAAGAAGGACUAAUUUGUCUAAACCAAAACCAAGGUCUUCAACAGCAGUGCUUUGAUUAUGAAAUUCGAGUGUCUUGUUGUGAAAUGAAGGGCCCAGGAUGCACAACACCCAAAACACACACCACAACAAUCACCACAACCACCAGCACACCGACACCUACACCAACAAGCACAACAACAACCAGCACACCAACACCUACACCAACAACAACUACUAUGACUACUACAACAACACCUACUUCUUCCUCGACACCUCCGUGCAUGCUUGAAUGCUCUUGGUCUGACUGGAUGGACUUUGGGCCUCCUACAACUGGUCCUAAUGGUGGUGAAGUUGUCCCAAUCAGAAGGAUAAGCCAAACCUAUCCAAAGCUGUGUUCCUCCCCACAACAAGUUGAAUGUAGAGCAAAACUCUACCCUGCCCUGCCGCUCUCACAGUUGGGGCCCGGGUUGCACAACACCCAAAACACACACCACAACAACCAGCACACCGACACCUACACCAACAAGCACAACAACAACCAGCAAACCAACAACCAGCCCACCAACAACAACUACUACAACUACUACAACAACACCUACUCCUUCCUCGACACCUUCCUGGGGCCCGGGAUGCACAACACCCAAAACACACACCACAACAACCACCACAACCACGAGCACACCGACACCUACACCAACAAGCACAACAACAACCAGCACACCAACACCUACACCAACAACAACCACUACGACUACUACAACAACACCUACUUCUUCCUCGACACCUCCGUGCAUGCUUGA